AUGGCUUCAUCCAGCAGCGCCUCCCCAUCAGGUUGGCUUCCCACCUUUACUAGCCUCGACUAUGCCAAGUUCUUUUCUGCCGGCGCUUUGUGCGCUACGGCUACCCACGGCGCCAUGACGCCCGUGGAUGUGGUCAAGACUCGAAUCCAACUGGAGCCCAAGGGAUCCAAAUUGAAUGGCAUGGCCACCAUGACUAGGCACAUCAUUGCUAGCGAAGGCCCAUCUGGCCUGCUUGCCGGCUUUGGCCCCACAGCAGUGGGCUACCUCAUCCAGGGAGGAGCAAAGUUUGCCGGUUUCGAAUUUUUCAAGCUGCAGGGAGCUAAGCUGGCGGGUAGCAGAGAAGCAGCAGAACAAUACCGCACAGCGAUCUAUGUUGGAGGAUCCAGCGCUGCGGAGCUCAUCGCCACUUCGCUUUUGACUCCCUUGGAAGCGGCUCGCAUUCGUCUGGUUUCGACUAGAGGAUACGCGAGCGGCUUGGUUGGCGCUGUUGGGCGCAUGGCCAAGGAAGGAGGUCUGAGGGAAUUCUACGCUGGUUAUGCUCCCAUCCUCUGCAAGCAAAUCCCCUACGCCAUAGGUCAAUUCACCACCAUGGAGACCCUGUCGGACCUGCAGAUUACAAAAGAUCUCAAAGCGAAGGGCCACGCAGCCGAAGUGGCCGUUGAUCUGGGUAAUGGUGUGCUAGCAGGCUUCGCAGCUGCAAUUCUCUCUCAUCCCGCCGACACUCUUCUUUCGAAGAUCAACCGAGGAGGCGGAGGUUCAGGUUCAGCAAUGAGCAAGCUGAUCGUGCUUGCCAAGGAGACUGGACCCGUCGGUAUCUGGGCAGGUUUGGGUACAAGAAUGCUCAUGACCGGUUUCCUGAUCGCCGGUCAGUUUGCCCUCUACGCUCAAAUCAAAAAGGCGGUCGGCGCUCCUCCUGGCAUCGCCAUCGCCAAGGCAAAGGAUAGCUCCAAAGCUUGA
This is a messenger RNA of Ceraceosorus guamensis, 957 nucleotides long. RefSeq names its product mitochondrial carrier. Gene Ontology annotation, biological process: mitochondrial phosphate ion transmembrane transport. Gene Ontology annotation, cellular component: mitochondrial inner membrane. Lineage: Eukaryota; Fungi; Basidiomycota; Exobasidiomycetes; Ceraceosorales; Ceraceosoraceae. The record is from RefSeq and is a predicted model, not a curated record. The transcript is spliced from 4 exons. Gene Ontology annotation, molecular function: phosphate transmembrane transporter activity. The coding region runs from base 1 to 957 and encodes 318 amino acids.